UAGAGGCGGGAAAAUGUUAGAACCCUAACUGAGACGGUUUGUCAAGCUUUGACUCUCUCUCUCUCUCUCUCGCUGCGUUUUUUAUUUUCGGAGUGAUUCAUCAAUCUCUCUCUCUCUCUCUCUCUCUCUCUCUCUCUAUGGGAAUAAAGGGUUUAACGAAGCUUCUUGCAGACAAAGCUCCAAAUGCAAUGACAGAGCAGAAAUUUGAAAGCUAUUCAGGCCGCAAAAUCGCCAUUGAUGCCAGCAUGAGCAUCUACCAGUUCCUUAUUGUUGUGGGUCGGAAUGGGACUGAAAUGCUUACCAAUGAGUCUGGUGAAGUAACUAGUCAUUUGCAAGGGAUGUUCGCACGGACAAUUAGGCUUCUUGAAGCUGGAUUGAAGCCAGUAUAUGUUUUUGAUGGAAAGCCUCCCCAUUUGAAAAAACAAGAGCUUGCGAAACGACACUCAAAAAGAGCAGAUGCUACUGAGGACUUGAACAAGGCCUUAGUGACUGGCGAUAAGGAACAGAUUGAGAAAUUCAGUAAACGAACAGUAAAGGUGACAAAGAAACACAAUGAAGACUGUAAAAAACUUCUAAGGCUCAUGGGAGUGCCUGUAAUUGAGGCUCCUUCAGAAGCAGAAGCACAGUGUGCUGCUCUUUGCAAAUCUGGAAAGGUUUAUGCAGUUGCCUCUGAAGACAUGGAUUCUCUAACUUUUGGAGCUCCUAGAUUUCUUCGCCAUUUAAUGGAUCCAAGCUCAAAAAAAGUCCCAGUGAUGGAAUUUGAAGUUUCAAAGGUUUUGGAGGAGCUAAAUCUUACCAUGGACCAAUUCAUCGACUUGUGCAUUCUUUCUGGGUGUGAUUAUUGUGAUAGCAUUCGGGGUAUUGGGGGGCAGACUGCUUUAAAGCUCAUCUGGCAACAUGGCUCGAUAGAGCAUAUACUGGAGAAUAUAAACAAAGAGAGGUACCUGAUACCUGAUAACUGGCCCUAUCAAGAGGCUCGGUGCCUUUUUAAUGAACCAUUAGUCUUUGUUGAUGACGAGCGAUUUGAGAUUAAAUGGAGUGCUCCAGAUGAAGAAGGGUUGAUAACUUUUCUUGUCAAUGAAAAUGGGUUUAAGAGUGACAGAAUUAUAAAGGCAAUAGAAAAAAUCAGAGCAGCCAAGAACAAGUCAACUCGGGGGCGAUUAGAAUCGUUCUUUAAACCAGUUGUUAGCACGGCAGUACCCAUCAAGCAAAAGGAAAGUAAAUGCGUUCUUGGAUCUCCAAAACCAAUAAUCAAGCCUAAGAUGUUCUCUGUGCAAGCAUGUACAGACUCCGGGCCCAAGGUCGUCGGCAACUUUAGCCUGCCAACUCUAGCUUUGGGUUCCACACACUCCACACUGCUAUCCAGAGGUGUAUGCUUUGGCACAUGAAGCUGAAAACCCCGUCGAAGCUUCCACACGGUUUAUCACAAAUUUUCUUGAUUUAUGUAAUUCAUGUCACAACACCAGAUUUAUCACAAAUUUUCAAUUUUUUUCAUGAAAAGUGAAAAUGAAUUUGUUGACUAUAGUAAUCAUAAUCAUCAUUAUUAUUA
This is a messenger RNA of Camellia sinensis, 1549 nucleotides long. Its product is annotated as flap endonuclease 1. Gene Ontology annotation, molecular function: DNA binding; 5'-3' exonuclease activity; 5'-flap endonuclease activity. Lineage: Eukaryota; Viridiplantae; Streptophyta; Magnoliopsida; Ericales; Theaceae. The record is from RefSeq and is a predicted model, not a curated record.